Molecule: messenger RNA, 3921 nt
Organism: Dromaius novaehollandiae (emu)
Lineage: Eukaryota; Metazoa; Chordata; Aves; Casuariiformes; Dromaiidae
Product: cytochrome P450 2K4-like
Exons: 9
Coding region: 1-1506 (501 amino acids)
Biological process (GO): xenobiotic metabolic process
Cellular component (GO): intracellular membrane-bounded organelle; cytoplasm
Molecular function (GO): oxidoreductase activity, acting on paired donors, with incorporation or reduction of molecular oxygen, reduced flavin or flavoprotein as one donor, and incorporation of one atom of oxygen; heme binding; iron ion binding
Source: RefSeq, a predicted model, not a curated record
AUGGCCAUAAAGAGUCUGCUACAAUACGUGGGCUCUAGCUCGCUGCUCUAUUUGGCAGCAGGGCUGGUAGCUCUCAUCUACUUUCUUACCAGCUUGAAGAAAUCAGUUUGCAGUUUGCCUCCUGGGCCACGACCUCUUCCUCUGAUCGGAAACUUGAACGUGGUGGACCUGAAAAAGCCGUUCCAGUCACUGACAGAGCUCUCCAAGAUAUAUGGCAACAUCUUCACUGUGCAUUUUGGACCCAGGAAAGCUGUGGUACUGGCUGGAUAUGAAACCAUCAAGGAUGCCCUUUUAAAUCAUUCUGAAGAAUUUGGAGAAAGAGCAGAAAUACCCAUAUUUAGGAAAAUGACACAAGGAAAUGGCAUAGGAUUCAGCCAUGGAGAGCUAUGGAAAACUAUGAGAAGAUUUACCUUGUCCACACUGCGAGAUUUUGGAAUGGGAAAGAGAACAAUUGAGAUCCGAAUUCUUGAGGAACUAACUUCCCUCAUUAAAUAUUUUGCAUCUUAUCAGGGGAAACCUUUUGAUACGAAGAUGAUACUCAACAAUGCUGUAUCCAACGUCAUCUGCUCUAUAUUGUUUGGAGAGAGGUUUGAAUAUGAUGAUCCUGUAUUUCUGACUUUGCUGAAGCUGUUAAAUGAAAAUACCAAGCUGCUGGGCUCCCCUAUGGUACUGUUAUAUAAUUUCUACCCAUCGCUUGGAUUUCUCUUUGGUGCUCCCAAGACUGUGCAACAAAAUGUUGAUGAGUUGACUGCUUUUCUCCAGAAGCUCUUUCAGGAGCACAAAGAAGAGUUUAAUGAAAAUAACUUAACAGGCUUUGUUGAUGCCUUUCUUAUGAAGCAACAACAGGAGUCAAAGAAACCCUACACUUACUUCCACAAUGGCAACCUGCUGUUUUCAACCUUGGACCUCUUUGCUGCUGGGACUGAGACUACUUCUACCACUGUCUGCUGGGGUCUUCUUCUGAUGAUGAAAUACCCAGAAAUUCAGAGAAAGAUUCAGGAAGAAAUGAACCAAGUCAUUGAACCAGGACAACUGCCUAAGUUGGAGGACCGGAAAAAAAUGCCCUAUACAGAUGCAGUGAUACAUGAAAUACAAAGAUUUGCCAAUAUAGUCCCAAUGAGUGUAUCAAGAUCAACUCCUACUGAUGUGAAUUUCCAAGGUUAUGUGAUUCCUAAGGGGACAGAGGUUAUUCCGUUGCUGACCUCCGCUCUGAAUGAUGAGUUGCACUGGAAAACCCCUGAUGAGUUCAACCCUUCUCACUUCCUGGAUGCUGACGGGAACUUUAUUAGGAGAGAGGCAUUUAUUCCAUUUUCCAUAGGACGAAGGGCUUGCAUUGGAGAAGGACUGGCCAAAAUGGAGCUGUUCCUCUUCUUUGCAGGCUUGCUCCGCAAAUUUGUUUUCCAGACCCCUCCAGGAGUGGACAAGUCAGAUCUAGAUCUCACUGCUGAUGUCGGCUUUAUCUUGAGCCCCAUGCCUCACCUGGUUUGCGCUGUGCCCUAUGAAUGAUCAAACCACAUGCAGUAAGCGUAGUGAACACUUUAGGCUUGAAAUCAAGUCUGGUUACAGGAAGAAAAAAAGUUGUCUAUUCCUGAGUUUUAGGAGAAGGAAGACAAUGGGCACUGCUAUUUUUCUCUCUUUUGUAUUCUUUCUAAGAGCUCUCCUGAUACUGGUAUAAUGCAAACCCUUCACACACCCUUAAGUACAGCACUGAGAAACAGUGCAACCCAUUCCUGGAACAGGAAGGCAAGUUUCAGGGCUAUUUGAAGGAAUGAAAUGGUUUCAGGCCUCCUCUAUGGAUGCAACCCAUCAGAGUCUCUCUAGUCUGUCCUCUGAGAGCCUCCAUGGGGAAUUUCCCAGCCCAAAGUCCAAGCACUGUAGCAGAGCUGACUGAUGGCCCAGUUGGAGCCAGCAGACACAAAGUAUAAAUACUUAAUCGAUCUAGAAAUCUCCCAGGGAUAGUUGUUCGGCUGAGCCUCAGAAUGAGUUUCCGUUGUGCAAUACAACCUGCCUUAUCUUCCUCACAGAGCCCCAAACACUGGGGUGUAACGUGGGUCUAUGCCAAGAGCCAGACGUAGGACAGUUAUCAGAAAACAUCUAAGUGGUUUGGGAAGUAAGUUCAUUCCAACUCACACCAGGAACUUUGUACUAAAGAGCCUAUUUUAUGACAGGGCCAAUCUAGCAGCUUUCUGCUUCUGCUCAGAACAGCGUUUCUGCUCUUCCCUCACCUCUCCUGGCUGUGUGCUGGCUCCAACACUUGUCCGAUCCUUGGCUGGGCCAAUUCAGAUCCCUAAGCACAUCCCAGAGGCAGCACAAGGACCACGCAGCUGGGAGCGGGGGAGCACAACUCCCACUCAGGAGCCUAGUUAAUCUCUAGAUCUCCUCUACCAUCCACAGGGAAAAUGAGGCUCCUUCAGUGAGUGAUUCAACUGCCGUAAGGUCUGAAUUGCUCCUUCUUUCCAUUGACUGCAGAGUAAGCCACCACUCCCAAGCUCCUAAUUCAAAUCUCUCAAGCUGAUGCAUCAGGUUUGGUGGCACGAAUAGGGGCAAUACUUUAUUUUCAAUUUGACUGAAAAUAGGACUUAAACUCUUUAGGAAAUGUUACCCUCUGUCCUCAGCUCUACAGGACAUACACGGCCCCUGGCAUUUCAAGCAGUCUCCCUCUCCAGACAUUCCUGGUGUCAGGGAUAAGCAGCAAGGUCUCCAGGCAGAGUGACAGGCUCAGCCUGCAGUCCCAAGCAGUGCUGAGCAAAUGACACUGCCAUGGGUCCCCACAGAAGUUUUAUGUGCUCAGUACACAGCAGGACCAGGGGCGUCACAAAAUGAAUUGCAAGCCAAGUUUUGAUCCAUGCAAAAAGUGCUUUGGCUGCUCAUGUAAUACCUACGUAAAGUUACAAAUUCAGAGCUGUUAAUACUUUGCCUAGCAGAGAUCUUAUAUCGCUGUCAAAGUUUAAUAGGGUUUUGUAUGUUGUCACUGUGAAAACAGAUGUUGUAAAACUGGUAAUAGAGACUGGAAGGAGAAGUAGGUUGGACACUGUACCUUGUCACCAAGUCUUUCACCUAUACCAUUAAUGUGUAAUAUCGGGUCUUUGCAGAAAGCUGCUGACAUCCCAGAGACUGUGGCCUUCCUAGGAGAGCGGUUGAUUACAACAAUUAAUGAUUUAUUUCAUGUAGCAGCCAUCAGGAUGAGGAACAACUAGCUCUACUUGCAAAGCUACACCCAUUGAGGGACCCAUGAUGUGCGUACGCCUGUGUGCGCGCAUGCAUACGAGAUCUGAAUGACAGUGCAGGUGAGAGAGGGGAGGCUUCAUCUACAGUGAAACAAAGGCAGGAAAAUGUAUGCAGGUUAGGGAGAAGGGAGUCACUGAAGAUGCUCUUGUAUUGGUUUGGAAGCAGGAAAGGCAAGUUUGGAUGAGAAGAAUGGGAAAACCAGAAAAUUACAGAGACUAAGGGAGUGGCUAUGGUAAGUUUAAAACACAAAACCACAGUCGUUGGCAUCUAAAGAUGAUCUGUGCUGCAAAAAGAAGGAAAAAAAGGAGGAAGAGAAUAUGAAGGGAUGUCCAAAGUAGGGUGGUCUUUGUCAGGCCAGGACACUGACUCUUCACACUAGCUUCAGUUCAGCACUAAAGGCAACACUCUAAUAGUUGUACCGUACCUUGCACUUGUGCUUAUACUGGACUUGUAUUUGUAUCACAUUUCUACUUGCAUUGUACUUGUACUGGUCUUGCACUUUUCCUUGCACUGUACUUUGGAGCCCGCUCCAGCUGCUGGAUACGCCUCAGAGAAUCUGCGUAACAAAUUAAGUAACAAGAAAGCCUUUGCUGCUAAGCUUGCUUACAUGUGUUUGCUGUUGCUCUGUUCGCGGUCUAACUACCACAAGCCUGACCUUAGCUCCUACUUAACAUAUAAAUAUUUUUCUCUGUU